AUGCCUUUCAGACCUGCCAUCGCGUCCAUGUCCCUCGGCCGUGCCUGGGUGCAUGAACUGGACAAGAAGCUUCGCGAAGCGUCGGAAGCCGGUUUCGAGGGGGUCGAAAUAUUUUAUGAGGACUUGGAGUAUCUGGCCCGGACAUAUGGCGAAGUCAGCCCAGCCACUCUCUUACAGGCAUCUGCGAAGUUGCGCCAGACCUGCGAUGCGCUCAAUCUGACCAUCAUCGGCAUGCAGCCGUUUCUCUUUUACGAAGGCUUGAUUGACCGCGAAGAACACGCAGCUAAGAUCGAAAAGCUGAAGGUCUGGUUCAAGAUUGUGAAAAUCUUGGGCACGGAUAUCAUACAGAUCCCAUCCAAUUUCCAGCAGGGUGGCAUCUCCGGCGACCUGGAUCUGAUUGUGCGAGACAUGAUCGAAGUUGCAGACCUCGGCCUCAAGGAAGAUCCGCCGGUAAGAUUCGCCUACGAAAAUCUGGCCUGGGGCACUUAUGUCGACACGUGGGAGAAGCUAUGGGAAGUGGUCACACGCGUCGACCGUCCGAAUUUUGGCUGUUGUUUGGAUACAUUCAAUAUCGCUGGUCGGGUGUGGGCCGAUCCGGCGAGUCCCUCAGGGAAGACUCCCAACGCGGAUGCCGAUCUGAAAGCAUCCCUGGAGAACCUUGUCAAGACUGUAGAUGUCAACAAGGUCUUCUAUGUCCAGGUUGUAGAUGCUGAAAGAAUGACACCGCCGCUAACCCCGGAUCAUCCGUUCCACGUUGAUGGUCAGCCAUCUAGGAUGAGUUGGAGCAGGAACGCGAGGUUGUUCCUGUACGAGCAAGACCAGGGUGGCUAUCUUCCAGUGGUCGAGGUAGCCAGGGUGUUUCUCAAGGAGCUCAAGUAUGAGGGCUGGGUGUCGAUGGAGCUAUUCUCGAGGACCAUGUCGGAUCCGGAUCCCAGUAUACCUCACACUCACGCUCAGCGCGGGAUCAAAGCGUGGAAGCAAUUGGCCAAGGAGUUACAACUAUAA
This is a messenger RNA of Capronia epimyces CBS 606.96, 1005 nucleotides long. RefSeq lists its product as uncharacterized. The coding region runs from base 1 to 1005 and encodes 334 amino acids. The transcript has a single exon. The record is from RefSeq and is a predicted model, not a curated record. Lineage: Eukaryota; Fungi; Ascomycota; Eurotiomycetes; Chaetothyriales; Herpotrichiellaceae.